UUAACUAACACCAUGAAAAUCUUUAUAUAAGUCCAGAUUAAUUAAGCCAGGUUCUUGAGUCUUCUUUUCUUUUUUCCAUCAGAAGAGAAAGAUAGAUAUGAUGGAUUUAAUCAAUUUGUUGCCGGAAAAUUGUAUAGCUCAUAUCCUAUCCUUCACAACUCCUCGAGACAUUUGUCGUUCGUCGCUGAUUUCUCCGAUCUUUCGAUUAGCCGGUGAAUCAAACGUGGUAUGGGAGAAGUUCUUGCCAUCAGAUUACAGAGAUAUUGUCUCUAGAUUGUGUUCUCCGGUCGCAUCAUAUUCUUCGAUCAAAGAACUGUAUUUUCAUCUUUGUAAUCCAGCAAGAAUCGAUGAGGGCAAAAUGACGUUUUCAUUAGAGAAAUCCAGCGGGAAAAAAUGUUACAUGAUUAGUGCAAGGGAGCUUUUAAUCACUUGGGGUAAUGAGCCUAUGUACUGGACAUGGAAAUCCAUCCCUCAAUCUCGAUUUUCAGAGGUGGUUGAGCUGAGAACUAUAUGUUGGCUAGAGAUACACGGAAAAUUCAGUAGGAAAAUGUUGUCCGCAGAGACGAAUUACACGGCAUAUCUCAUUUUAAAAGUUACCGAAAGGGCGUACGGUCUAGAUACAUUACCAUCAGAGACAUCAGUCGAAGUUGGGGACCAGCGGUCAAGUUUCUCCGCAUACUUGUGUCACUGUGACACUAACAAAAAGUCGCCGGAUAAGCUUUGUUUCUUGCAUCGGUUUGAACUGUUGAGCGGCCAAGUCGUCGGUGAGGAGCAUCGAGUUCCGUGUUGUAGAGACGAUGGGUGGAUGGAGAUUGAAUUGGGCAAGUUUUUUAGCCAUGGAGGAGGAGGAGGAUGUGAUUGUGGUGGUAAUGGGGAUGGAGAUGAGGUAAAGAUGAGUCUCUUGGAGGUGAAUGGGUAUCACCUAAAAGGAGGACUUGUUAUUGAGGGAAUUGAAAUCAGGCCUAAAUAUUGAGUAAAAAGCAGCAAAGAAGUUGAUGUUUUUAUUAUGCUUGCAGGACAGUAUAACAAGUCCUACCAUUAAACAGAGUUUCUCCGAACAAGCCUACCAUCCGGUCUGGUCUGCAAAAGAUGAAGUCAAGAUUGCGUUUUUUUUUUUUUAUUUUGGCACAAAUAUAUCUCUUGGACCAGAUGGCGUUGCUGCAGAUAUUUUUAAAUGCGCAUGGGGUGUUGUCAAGUCCGACCCAGUGACCAACCUUACUUUAAUGUAAUGGUGCAGUUUUCCUUCGUGCAAACUUCUAAGUCUAAAUGGAGCUAAACUUAUAAGUCUAAUUGGAGGUUGCUGCAACGUUAUCUCUAAGGUUCUAACCGAAAGAACUGAUGAAGGGAGUUACAACUUCACUUUUAUAUGAUUUUCAAGGGUAUUUAUUCAUGGUAGAUAAAUAAAUGACGAUUCUUUUACUCUUGCGGAACUUAUAGAUUCAAGAAAAAGAGAUGAGAAAAAUAAGAUUUUAUACAAGUUAAACUUUGAAAAGGUUUUUGAUAACGUUAAUUGUGAUCGAAUUGACAUUGCUUUUUCCUAGAGAAGUUAAAUUAAAUGGGGCAUUUCUAAUGCAAGGUUUGUCAUAUUUCUUAAAGAGGAAGCCUUUUCAAAAUUGUUAAAAAAGGAUUAAGCGGAGUGAUCUUAUAUUUCCUUUUAUGUUUAUCCUAGUGUCUGUCUGUAAUGUUUAAAAUACUUCUUCUAUAUAUUUGGUUUUCAGUUUUAAA
Papaver somniferum (opium poppy) is the source of this 1725-nucleotide messenger RNA. Its product is annotated as F-box protein PP2-B15-like. The transcript has 3 exons. Gene Ontology annotation, molecular function: protein binding. The coding region runs from base 98 to 973 and encodes 291 amino acids. The record is from RefSeq and is a predicted model, not a curated record. Lineage: Eukaryota; Viridiplantae; Streptophyta; Magnoliopsida; Ranunculales; Papaveraceae.